UUAGCCUAAACUCCAAUAAUUCAAAAGCCACCUUUCUUAGACGCGUUCUCUUCACAUAUCAAAGUGUAUUCCACAUACUACACACAACACUACAUAAUAAGCAAAUUACCGGUAUUUAAUUUUAUCGUUUUGAACAAGUAACACGAUUCUAACCGGUGCUGAACGUGGUCCAAACACUGGUGUGGGUACUGAACAUACGAGGCACUUUCACUCAACGCAAAGAAGAAAGAAACGGUCUUCGUUCGUUCUCUUAACUUCAUGCUUCAAUUGUGCAUGUGCUUAUAAUAACGCGUUAUUAGUUAUAGUUUCUAAGUUUGUUAAUGAACUGAGACUAUAUUAUAUGUCACCAGAAAGUUACAAGUUCAGAAUAAAGAAGUCUUUUGAUAAUCUGAGAAGAUAAGUUAUGCAAUGGCACCAAACAAUCAGGAUCAGGAAGAAGAUAAAUGCAACGUUGAAAGUGAAAACUUUUCAGAUUUUUCCGCAGAAAAAUUCGUAAAUGAUUUACUUACACAUGGAAACACAGCACCCUGUGAUAACACAUGUGAUGCCUUCAAUAAUAAUACGGACCUACCCACUUUUUACGAUAAGUCCUUAUAUAAAUCUGGACAAAAGUUUUAUUACAAACACAUUUUCGCAUUAUUCCUGUCAAAACUAUUUGGACUUAUCGCUGUCUUAGCCAUUCCAACGAUUAAUAGCAUUCUACGUUUCACAAAUCAAUCCUCAUCAGAAUAUAAAUCCUACAGAAGAUACAUGUCGACGAUUUUCCACAUGUGCAUUUGGUAUGACGAAGAUUUCACCCCUGGUUCGAGGCUCUGGCAGUCAGUUAUUGAAGUAAGAAGGAAACACAAUUCUGCGAGCAACAGAGGUUGUUGCGCUGGAAUUAGUAGGAUAACUCAGAAAGACAUGGCACUAACACAGUUUGGAUUUAUGGGAAUUGCCCUGACCAAAAAAGAAAAAGUUGGAAUAUUUUACACAACAGAAGAAGAAUGGAAAGCCUUUAUACAUAUCUGGAGGGUUGUUGGUUAUUUAAUGGGGAUCGAGGAUAGAUUCAACAUAUGCAGAGAGUCUGUGAGUGAGACGAAAGAAAUUUGUGAAAUAUUAAUAGAUAAGUUGUUUGUUCCUGAAAUGGAAAAGAAAAACGAAACAUUUUUGGAGAUGGCAGAAUAUCUUAUCAAUGGGAUGUGGUGUUUUAAUCCAAAUUUGGAAGUGAAAGUAUUUAUGACGUUUUUAUACAAAAUUUUGACCGAUAACAAUCAAAAUAAUAACGACACUCGACCCACGCCGAAUUAUUAUUUUGACUUAAACAAAAAGGAAACAAAAAAAUUAAAUUUUUUAAUGUGGGCCGUCUCAAAUUUGAAGUGGACCAUUUUAAGAGUUUUCCACAAUACUUUGCAUAAAUGUUCCAUUUGGUUAAUGAAGGUAUUUCCAUUCUUGGCGUAUUAUAAAUUUGGAAGAGCCAAGUCUUAUGUGCACAUUCUCGAAAACCAUAGCAAUUAGAAAGAUAUAUAUGUAAAUACACUUAAAAACUAGUCAAUUAGAUGAUAUCAUUUUGUACUUAAAGAAGAAUAUGAAGAAAAUAAAAGUAUUAUUUUAUUGUAUAA
This is a messenger RNA of Aethina tumida (small hive beetle), 1601 nucleotides long. RefSeq lists its product as uncharacterized. The transcript is spliced from 6 exons. Lineage: Eukaryota; Metazoa; Arthropoda; Insecta; Coleoptera; Nitidulidae. The record is from RefSeq and is a predicted model, not a curated record. Bases 409 to 1497 code for a protein of 362 amino acids.